AUGGUACUCUAUGGCCUUACUCCCUCAGCUGGCAUUCCGAUGCUCCUGGUACAAGAUCAGUCUAAUACUGGACCUGCUUGGGUUGGCUGGCAGCUCUCAGACCAGCUGGUGCUGGCGAUCUCUUUCUGCUCCAACUUGUCCAUGCCCACCUGGGUAGGCUCCUACUCCCCCUUGGUCCUGGCUCAAGUCUUGCACCCAAUUGAUUGCCCCGUGCAGACUUCUCGUAUCUCGUCGAUCGAGCCGCGUGUGCUGGGCAAGAUCUAA
Molecule: messenger RNA, 264 nt
Organism: Diaporthe amygdali
Lineage: Eukaryota; Fungi; Ascomycota; Sordariomycetes; Diaporthales; Diaporthaceae
Exons: 1
Coding region: 1-264 (87 amino acids)
Source: RefSeq, a predicted model, not a curated record